UAGCCUGUGCGGCUGUUUAUUAUCCCAGUGGCCAACAAGAGCCAUUAGCACUGAUCAGCACAUGUGGUAACUCCGCUUCACUCUGCUUGAGCUCACUUUUAAAAUCGUAUGCAUUUUAAGGGCGUCAAGGUUGUAGCAUUUCCUUCAAAUAACAUCAGUUGGUCGGUUUAAGAGUUAAAAACACCGGCAGCUCAAAUGAGCUCGAAGGCAGGCAGGAUUAAACGCACCAAAAAUGUGCGUAAUUUGGAUUCGCAUGAUGCGCCUUCACUCGCGCAAUCAAUAAUCGAUGAGCAGCCAAAUAUUAUAUCUGCCGGGCGACAGUUAGACAGGACACCUCCAUCUAAAAGUGAAGGAGUAACAACAAGCCCCCCCAGCAAACCAGAUGGUUCUCCAGCGUCAGAACAAGUGGUCAAAGAUGAGCCAUGUGGCCAGGAAAUAACUAAAACCCUUUCUUGUAAUGGAUCUAAUGAAGUUCUCCAGCACCCUAAAGUUAAAGAUGAGAGAAAGUCGGUCAGGAGGUCAAGUUCUACCGCUGCAUCAGCAACCUCUGGGAAUCCCGAUCCUGAAAUCUUCAUCCAGGGAAUGCAGGGAUACAAAUGGACUGACACAGACCUGGAGUUUGUCUAUCAAACCAAACGGAAAAAGCGAGUUCAACAGGCACAGCAAGAGUUAAGCGACUUGCAGAAGUCUCUGAAGAGCAUGAAACAAAUGCGGGACAUGGGCUUUGCUGCGCUUGACAAAAUACAAACAGAACUUUCUAAGGUGGCGUCGUGUGAACGUUUACAGCAAAUUUCCAUGGAAAUACUUCUGAGGUCCCAGAGCUCUAGUCAGCUGGAAGGGCUUGAUCUUAAAGCUCUCCUUGCCAAGCUAAAGGUUGUUGAUGUGCACUGCACUACUGCUGAGGAGAAGGCAGAGGUCAGCAAACUCAACACAGAGCUGGAAAAAGCACAAGUAUCGAGAGAAAAGGAGGAGCUACUCAUGAAGGACAUUGACAGUUUCAAGGAAAACAUCAAACAAAUCAAGGUAAAUGUAGAUGCGCUGAAAGCAGAAAUAUCUGCUCUGGAAUCCCAGCUGUCCUGUAAAGAGGAGACACCACAAUCAUCUAAACCACGGCAAAAAGGCAACAGAGCCACCAAACCCUCUACUGCCCCUAAACACCUUUCAGACCCCAAACCUCCCGCCUCUUCUUCUGCUCCAAAAACCUCCAAAGUUCCUGCUACAAAAACUUCCAAACCUUCUCCUGCUCCAAAAACCACCAAGCCUACUGCCACCCUGAGAGCCCAGACUGCAUCCAAACCAUCUGCCUCACCUCCUGCAAUAAAAACCUCUAAAGCUCCUGCUCCAAAACCCUCCGAACCUUCUCCUGCUCCAAAAACCUCCAAACCUACUGCCAUCCUGAGAGCCCAGACUGCAUCCAAACCAUCUGCCUCACCUCCUGCAAUAAAAACCUCCAAAGCUCCUGCUCCAAAACCCUCCAAACCUACUUCUGCUCCUGUUGCACCAAAACCCUCCAAACCUACUGCCACCGUAAAAGCCCAGACUGCCUCCAAACCUACCACUGCCCCAGAAGCCCAGGAGGGCGAUGUCGGAGGCCUCCGCCGCUCAAAAAGAAUUGCUGGUAAGAAAAAGUAGUGGAGAAUUAGUAGAAGAUCAGUUCAUUCCUCCAGCUCAGGAAGUUGUUUUUUGAAAGUUGUUACUUUCAUUCAGGACAGACCUAUUUUUGAAAAACGUUUUAAUUUGCAAUUAUGUAAUUUACAGUAGACUUUUAGACUUGGAGGGAGUAGUUUGGUGCUCUCUAGUGAAUAUUUUGAGUUUAGCAUUUAUGGACACUCGAUGGUGGAAAUCAGAUGUAAUUCUGUCUAAUGGUAUAACCACAUUGAUGUAGUUUUUUCAUUGUUCCACAUGUUAAGAGUGUUUUUUUUUUUCUUAGAAGAUGAAUAAACAUUUUUUUUUCAA
Molecule: messenger RNA, 1956 nt
Organism: Carassius carassius (crucian carp)
Lineage: Eukaryota; Metazoa; Chordata; Actinopteri; Cypriniformes; Cyprinidae
Exons: 8
Coding region: 196-1632 (478 amino acids)
Source: RefSeq, a predicted model, not a curated record